ACACAUUAUAACACCAGUCGGCGUUAUAGCGGCUACCAGACAGACACCGGUGAAAGUGCGCUCACGCUCAGACGCACACCUGCCUUCCAGUGACUCGCGCGUAUUCACAACACAUUAGUAAAUGCGAAUCCAAAAUAAACAAAACAAACGCGUAGUGGCUGAUGCGUGUGCGCACGACGUCGUGUUAUCACAAGCAGUGAGAGUCGAGCCGCGCUGAUAGUGUGAUGUGUCAGUCGGUGAGCAGUCCCGUGAGCAUGUGGGCAGCGUGCGCGGCGCUGGCGGCGUGCUGCGCGCUGGCGGCGGCGGCGGGGGCGCCCUCGCUGCUGCGCGCGCCCCCGCUGCAGCCCCCGGCCGUCGCCGCCGUCGCCCCCGACCCCGAGCUCCUCAACAACACGCUGCCGGCCGAGGAGUUCUUCAUCAACCAGAUAUUCGACAAGUACGGAUACAAGGGAAUCAUCACUUUCGAAGGCUUCGAGCACCUGCUAGACAACCUGGGUCUGGGCGGGCGCGUGUUCUCGUCCAAGCACGACCUGGCGCUGCACCGCGUCAACGGCACCUUCACGACGCUUCACGACACCAUGCACCGCCACAAGAGGUCACCUGCCGAAUCACCACAAAUGCUGAUGAAGCCAUGCCUGUCUCCGAAAGAGAUCCUGGACGUGUACGGCAUGAAGACGGAGCCCGGCGUGAUCUCCAUCCGACCGCACACGUUCCUGGAGAUGUGCCCCGCGCUGGUGUACCAGCUCGACCAGCGCUCCUGCUACAAGACCGAGGCGCCACCGCCCAAGACUGAGAGGCAUUGGACGUGGAUCUACGCGUCGCUAAGCAUCCUGGUGAUCAGCGCGACGGGGCUGGCGGGCGUGGCGGUGGUGCCGCUGCUGCAGUCGGCCGCGUUCAGCCACGCGCUGCAGCUACUGGUGGGGCUGGCCGUGGGCACCCUGUGCGGCGACGCGCUGCUGCACCUGCUGCCCCACGCUCUGCGCUCCCACGCCCCCGCCGCCCCCGCCCUCGGCCCCGCCCCCCCGCACGACGACACUGAGCUCGUGCUCAAGUGCAGCAUCACCUUCCUCACCAUCCUGCUCUUCUACACGGUGGAGGCCGUCAUGCAGACCAUGAACGGCGGGCACGGGCACUCGCACGGCCCCUCCGCCGAGGAGCUGAAGGCGGAGGCGGAGAAGCGCGUGGAGCCCAUCGAGCUCGGCGCCAUGAUGCCGGGCGCGCCGCCGCCGCCCGCCGCCGCGCCGCGCCCGCUCACCUCCACGGCGCUGAUGGUGAUCGUGGGCGACGGGCUGCACAACCUCACGGACGGGCUCGCCAUCGGCGCGGCGUUCAGCGGCGACCCGGUGACGGGGUUCGCGACGGCGCUGGCCGUGUUCUGCCACGAGCUCCCGCACGAGCUGGGCGACUUCGCCGUGCUGCUGCGCUCCGGCAUGAGCAUCCGCCGCGCGCUGUACUACAACCUGGUGUCGUCGGUGCUGAGCUUCCUGGGCAUGGCGGGCGGCGUGUGGCUGGCGGAGGAUCACGAGGCGGCGUCGCAGUGGAUCUACGCGGCCACGGCGGGCACGUUCCUGUACAUCGCGCUGGCGGACCUGGUGCCGGAGCUGAACGCCAACAUCCGCGGCCGCUGGGCGAGCCUGCUGCUGGCCGUGCUCGGCAUCCUGCUGGGCGGCGUCAUCAUGCUCCUCAUCGCGCUGCACGAGGACUCCAUACAGUACCUGUUCAGAACUGUUGAAGAGUGAACAUUCCAAGUGUGUGUUGGUUUCAAUGUGAUAAUUUUUACUGAAGGUUGUUCAUGUUCAUAAUAUUAUAAGAUCGAAUUUUAUGAUGUUUGAAAAUAAUGAUAGCAAUAUUUAGUUAUGUGUACCUUAGGUGUGAGUCCUAAUAAUUUUGUUUUAAUUAAUAGAUAAGAACUUUCUGUUGUAAGUUGGUUCUAAACUUAUAAUUAUUAUUAAAUAAGUAUUAAGUAUCUAAAUAGAAAAAUAGGUUUUAAUUUAAGAAAUUAUUAUUUAAGAUAUGAUGUUAUUCCAGAAUUUAUGAAUUGUACAAAAGUUGAAUUUCCGUGACUCGGAUAAUAUUCAUGAGAUUUCAUGAGAUGAGAUUGCAUAAGUCUGGCUCGCGUAAGUAUAGCUACUUUAUCCUGAAAGAUCCUGCAUGUAAUUUUUCAGAUAAUUAAUAUCAGUGAGUAAAUAUAACUUAUAUUUUUUAUUAAUUAUCAUUUUGUACGGUACGGACUGUAAGUAGGUAUGUAGCAACCAAAAUUCUUAUUCAUUGUGCUACCUAUACUUAAAUAAAUUAUACUAUUUUAGUUA
Plutella xylostella (diamondback moth) is the source of this 2309-nucleotide messenger RNA. It is a transcript of the gene Zip71B, whose product is annotated as Zinc/iron regulated transporter-related protein 71B. Gene Ontology annotation, biological process: intracellular monoatomic cation homeostasis; zinc ion import across plasma membrane. The record is from RefSeq and is a predicted model, not a curated record. NCBI's taxonomy places the organism in Eukaryota, Metazoa, Arthropoda, Insecta, Lepidoptera, Plutellidae. Gene Ontology annotation, molecular function: monoatomic cation:bicarbonate symporter activity; zinc ion transmembrane transporter activity. Gene Ontology annotation, cellular component: plasma membrane.